Molecule: messenger RNA, 558 nt
Organism: Prunus armeniaca (apricot)
Lineage: Eukaryota; Viridiplantae; Streptophyta; Magnoliopsida; Rosales; Rosaceae
Source: the annotation of a GenBank genome assembly
AUGCAAACUCUAACAACCAUUCCUAAUGUUCAAUGUGUUUGCUAUGUUACCAGAGACUUCGCCUAUCCUAGACCACUGGCUAUGGCUGUGGUUCAGGUCAUCAUGGCAAUCAGGCUCUUCUAUUAUGCUGUGGGGUUGCCAGGGCAAAUAUAUGUGACAACUGUGUUGAUAGGGCUAGGGUAUGGUGCUCACUGGGCAAUUUUGCCAGCUGCAGCUUCAGAGCUAUUUGGCUUGAAAAGUUUUGGGGCCUGUAUAAUUUUCUUACAAUGGCAAAUCCUGCUGGUUCUCUUAUCUGCUAGUGGUAUAUACGACCACUACGCAAAGGAACAAGCUGCAUUCAGACACCAUGACUCGGCUUCAAUGCUUAUAAAACCCCUCAGGGAUGAUGACUCACUCAGUUGUGUCGGCUCUGAGGGUUUAUACGAAACUCUAUGGAUCGCGCGGUUGAGCUGUGAAAGCAAAGGGCAAGUGGAUAUCUCCUGUCAGCAGAAUGAGUCUGAAAGGUUUUUCAUCCCUAUGAUAUAUGGCUGGAGUCUUUCUGAGGGUAAGAGAGUCUGA